Molecule: messenger RNA, 917 nt
Organism: Diospyros lotus (date-plum)
Lineage: Eukaryota; Viridiplantae; Streptophyta; Magnoliopsida; Ericales; Ebenaceae
Product: E3 ubiquitin-protein ligase RHA2B-like
Exons: 1
Coding region: 238-825 (195 amino acids)
Biological process (GO): protein ubiquitination
Molecular function (GO): ubiquitin protein ligase activity
Source: RefSeq, a predicted model, not a curated record
AAGUCCAAACAAAGACUGCCCGUGAAUAUAAACCACCAGCUCUUGUAAUUGAAAAGAAAGGUAGCUAUGAUCCCUUUGCUUGCUACUUAGUGAUUGCCAGCUGAUUAAUGCAGCUUCUAGAAAUCAUUGCUCCCUUCUACUUAGAAUCCUAGCCCGAUUCUUCUUCUUUCUAUUCUUAUACUAACGCCCACCAUGUGAGAAGAUUUCGGAGAUCAGGCGCUUUAUUAGAGCACAAGAAUGUUGUCAAGAUCAUUUCGAUGCCUGAUAACCACCUCAGAGAGCCUUGUUUUAUGCAUCAUCAAGGCCAUCUUCUCCUGGAUCCCACCGUUCGAAGGAGACAAGGAGAAGUCUUCGACAGACUUCAUGCCGUCUCCGGCGCUGGUUCAAGUUCCGGCCCCCUUCACAAUCGCAUCCAUCAAAGAGCAAUUGCUGGUUCUGGAACAUGGCUGCUUUCUCGGGAGAUGCAAAGAAGAAGAUGAAGAAGCCGACGUCUAUUUGGAAUGCAGCGUCUGUUUGGAAGGCAUGAACAAUGAAGGAGACGAUGUCAGAGCGGUCGGCAACUGUGGCCACAAGUUUCACAGAGUGUGUAUGGAAGGGUGGGUUGACCAUGGCCAAACCACUUGCCCUCUAUGCAGGUCCAGUCUAUUGCCUGAUGCUCACCAGGAUGGGAAGCUCGUCGUCCAUGGCGGAUCAGGAGAUCAGUGGAGGAGGGAGAGGAUGAUUUACUUGUUCGGUGAGGAUUCCCUUUUCCAGCGAUCAUCGAUAAGUCCAACCAGCUCUAACUCUUUAAGUCUUUUAUAUUUGCAUUGGAAACACUUUGUGUAACCUCUCAGCGAGGGUGUUCGUGUACUUGAGAAUGGAAAAUUUUGUAUUGUAUUCUGUAUAAUAUUCUUCUUAAUCAAAAUUUCAAACUCAUU